GCGCCCAUCGAAACGUGCACUGAGCUGGUGGCCGUUGGCUCAGCACCAUGGAUCCAACGGCCUUCCUCGCGGUGCAGCGGCCGAGCCCACCAUGUGGCCAUGGCGGGCGGUGGCGAAAGAGCGGGGCAGCCGCGCAGAAAAAGGCCCUGGACUUCCGCCCCCUCGGCGCUACUGCCGCGCUGCGCAACGACAAGAAACCCUGCUGCGAGAGGAUCUGGACGUGCCGUGGCUUCAGUUUGCCGAUGGGCCAAGGGACGCCACGGACGUGACGGAGGCCACGGACUCCGGACGGGAGAUGGCGGAAAGUUCCAGUGUCAUCAAGCCGAAGACAACCAACACGCGGAUUUUGGAGCUCUGGCCAGGUAUUUCCGAUGCGUUGGUGGACUUUGGUGGUCUUCCAAUCCCACAAAGAUUGGCCGAUGCCUUGACGGAGCGAGGCAUUGUAAGCCCCUCGCCCAUCCAGCAGCUGGUCAUGCCCAAGUUGGCUCAGGGUGAGCAUAUCAUCGUCCAUGCGCCCACCGGGGGUGGGAAGACCUUGGCCUAUCUCCUGCCGAUGCUGGCGAGACUUCAGCCGACGAUGCACGUGGGAGUGCAGGCCUUGAUUUUUGUGCCUACGCCCGAGUUGGCGUUACAGGUAGGAAGGGAGCUGAAAUGGCUCUUCUAUGUGCUCUCGGGCGGUGCGGACGCCAUGUGUUGGUUCAACCCUCAAGUUCCGCAAGAGAUUGCCUGUCAGGUGCUUCUCUCUCGUUCCAACCUGUGGGAUGCGGUUCGUCAGGAUGCUGCAGUCAUGAUCUGCACUCCAGGGUUGAUCCUGUCGGAGCUACGCAUGCUGAAGUGGGAAGCGCGACGCUUCCGGGAGACGCUGGCGCUAUUUGUGGCUAGCAACGUGAACAGCAUCAUAUGUGAUGAGGUUGAUGCUUUGACCCCAGCUGUGACGCAGGGACGAGGCCCUAUGAAGUUGGGAGCAACCGAGCAUGUGGCUGGCUAUGUGUUAGACGUGGUGCGCAGCAGAUAUCGCAACCGCCCGGUGCAGUUGGUGGCUUCCUCCGCCACCUCCAACUCCAACAAGGUAGCUGCCUUCCUUGACCGCUUAAUGGAGAAGAAAUACCCCAAGCGCCGUGACGCCGGGCGCCGCGGCACCCCUGAGCUGAUCCAGGACAGCUCCACGCUGCAGCGGGUGGGCACCCAGGCUGGCCUCACGCGGAACGUCUUCGUGCCCAUGCCGCAAGGCAUUCAGCAUUGCCUGGCCCUGGUGGAGGACAAGGACAAAGGUCCCUUCCUUGGUCGGCCACGUUAUGAAGCCAUGGUGGAGAUUGUGAAGAAUCUCCCGGGCCCUGGAUCCAUCCUGGUCUUCGUCCCCGAACGGGUGAAACUGGAUUCGAUGGUCAUGUUGCUGCAGAAACGUGGCAUUCCCAACGUCUCCAAGUAUCGUGCAGAAGUUGGGCUGGGUCCAUCCACUGAGCAACUGAUGGACCUCAACUUCGACCAUACGCCCCGCAAAAGGGACCAUUGGAGGGCCAAACCCGCUGAGCAGGACAUCAACCCAUUGCUGGCUCUUCAGCAAUACCAGGAGUUCGUGGAUGACGUGAAUCAGGAAGAGUGCCGCCGUGUGCUGGUGGCCAAAAUGGAUCAGGGACGAGGCAUUGAUUUGCCCAACGUGAACUACGUGGUUUUGCUGGAGAUCCCAGACGCUUCCGGAGAUUACCUCCACUUAGCAGGGCGAACGGGUCGUAUGGGCCAGCCGGGCACAGCCAUCACCAUUUGCACUGAAGUGGAACGUAUGAACGUCAUCGAUGGCGUGGAGUUUCGCUUGGGCAUUGGCCUCUCCCAGUGGGACAUUGAAGCUGGAAAGAGCACCGGUCUGCCAGCCACGUCUGAAGAUGUGCCGAGCGAAGAAGUAAGAGAUAGUGAGGCGUCCAAUGAUGUGCCAGUUUGGUGUCAAUUUGAUGUGGUUUCAGCUGUGAC
This is a messenger RNA of Cladocopium goreaui, 1965 nucleotides long. The record is from the annotation of a GenBank genome assembly. NCBI's taxonomy places the organism in Eukaryota, Dinophyceae, Suessiales, Symbiodiniaceae.